Molecule: messenger RNA, 2431 nt
Organism: Amblyraja radiata (thorny skate)
Lineage: Eukaryota; Metazoa; Chordata; Chondrichthyes; Rajiformes; Rajidae
Gene: sack1f
Product: scaffolding CK1 anchoring protein F
Exons: 5
Coding region: 82-1614 (510 amino acids)
Biological process (GO): signal transduction
Molecular function (GO): protein kinase binding
Source: RefSeq, a predicted model, not a curated record
UAACACGUCAUCCAGGUAAGUUAGAAGUGGGUCGGAGAGACAGAGAGAGAGAGACAGACAGACAGAGAGUCACCUGGCGACAUGGCCGACUCCCAGUUGAUGUGUUUGGAUGACAAUCACAUUAACGCCAACAUCAACGAUAAGAAUCCACAAUUCUUCUACUGCGAGUCGCAGCGUUUAGCCCUGGAGGAACUGCUGGUGUCCGGGGCCACGGAUUUCAGCAAAGUGACCAACAAACUGGGCGUGAAGGAGUUCAUCUCUUCCAAGGAGGCGAGGGAAAUCUCCCGGAGCUGCGAGAAGUACAAGGAGGAACGGGGCGACGCUCCCCGAAGCAAGGAAGGGGAGAGCGAAGACUCCCUGACCUACUGGCCGGAGAAGAGCGAUGUCCCGAUCCCAGACUUGGACAUGGGUUGGACGGAGCAUGUGGCUUAUCGGGGGAUCACCAGAGCCACUGUCUACAUGCACCCCCCCAAGAACAACGACCCUUUCAUCAAGCAAAUAGUGAGGACCGCCAUCCAAGAGGCGAGGAAGGUGGUGGCGGUGGUGAUGGACGACUUCACGGACCGCAACAUUCUGGAAGACCUGCUGGAGGCAAGUUACAGGCACAGGGUGGGCGUCUACAUCGUGCUGGACCAGGACAACCUGGACAACUUCCUGGAGAUGUGCCGGACCGUGGAGCUGAACCAGCUGAAGAUCAGAAACAUUCGGGUCCGCUCCAUUGGCGGCACCGGGCUCUACCUGACGGCGGGACACCUGAAGGGCACGUUGAACCAGAAGUUCAUGAUCGUGGAUGGUGACAAAGCCUUCUCCGGCUCAUACAGCUUCACCUGGAGCAGCGCCCGGCUGCACCGCAGUUCUCUGGCCCUGUUCACGGGCCAGGUGCUGGAGGCCUUCGACAACGAGUUCCGCGAGCUCUACGCGAGCUCCGAGGCCGUCGACCUGCACGGCCGCCUGGGCAUCGAGCGCUCGCUCCUGGACGCGGCGUCCGCCGCCCAGCACCCACCGCCCCGCUCCAGCGAGCUGAGGCCCAAGUUCUACCACCCCAAGUACAUGCUGGUGAUGGAGGGGAUACGGCGGGCUGCCUCGGACAACCAGCUGGCCGCCGACAAGGCCGAAAACAAGGAAAAGGCCUCAGAGCGGACCCUCAACCGCCGAGACUCUCGCCGGGGCACCAUGAAGGAUAGCAAGAAGGAGGACGAUGGGGAGAAUGGCCAGGCCGUCCGAGACUGGCUACUGAACAACGACGUGAAGGGGCUGGAGCACCCGGAGCCAUUGGAAGACCUGGUCCCGCCCAGCAGGAUGCCCAACGGGGGCAAGGACCUGGGGGGCAAGGACCUGGGGCCCAAGCUCAGGCUCCUCGACUUCAGCAGGGCCUUUGGCACCAGGUCGGCACAAGGGCUCGGCAAGGACAGGUCAGAUCCGCCGGAGGAGGCCUCCAGGAAAGGCAGCAAAGGCAAGAAGAAGAAAGAAGAGCCGGCUAAAGGAACCAGACUGAGCCCAGAGGCUGAAGCCCAGGACAAAGCCAAUGCAGGGAAGUCAAGUUCCUCGUUCCUCGAAAGACAAGUCAGCUCCGUCACCACCAAAAGUAAACGGGACAAGUGCCGGGUAUCGUGAAGAAUCGAGGGCAAAGUCGUGCUGCACGGAGUCAGGCCCUUCGGCCCUUCGGCCCGUGGACCACCCAAUCUCACUUUAUUCUCCCCACGUCCCCAUCAUCUGCCCCUCCGCCCCGAGAUUCUCCCACCAUCACUCGUGCGUUUUGGAGGACGCGGAGGAUAGCAACGCCGUCACAGUGAGAAGGUGCAAAGCCCGUACAGACAGCGCCCGAGGCUGGGAUUGAACCUGGAUCGUUGGAGCCCGACCAGGUUUAGUUUAGUUCCAGUUUAGAGCUGCACCGCGGAAACAGACCCUUAGGCCCACCGAGUCCACGCCGACUGGCGAUCACCCAUUCACACGCUAGUUCUAUGCUACCACACUUUCUCACACACUCCCAACACACCAGCGGCAAUUUACAGAAGCCAAUUAACCUACAAACCCGCACGUCCUUGGGAUGAGGAAACCAGAGCACCCGGAGAAAACCCACGCGGUCACAGGGAGAGCGGACAAACUCCAUACAGACAGCACCCAUAGUGACGAUCGAACUGGGGUUUCUGGCGCUGUGAGGCGGCAACUCUACCAUCGCGACACUGUGGUCGAGGUGGGGACGGGCACAAAUUUGGAGACGGAUUACUGAGGGACUUGCUUCUUUCAGCUGGUGUACCAGUUUGCAUGUUUUCUUCCCUCUCUAGUCCUGUUGGCAACCUCGAUCAGUUGCGACCUACCUGAGGUGCUCAACACUGGUCAUAAGUGAUAGGAGCAGAAUUAGGCCAUUCGGCCCAUCCAGUCUGCUCCCCCAUUCAAUCAUGGCCGCUCCAUCUCUCCCUCCUAACCCCAU